GCGCCUUUUUGUAAGACUUAAUAUUGUGUGCCCGCUGCCCUCCUGCGCUACCCAAAAACUGGCAUUCAACCGCAAAAAUCAAUGGAAUCUAUCAAGGAGGAAGUCGCACCACUGUUGCUCCUGCCCGAGUCAUGGGAAGUACCUGUUGUCCCCGCCGCUCUCUGUAUCAAGACGUCAUUGUCGAACGUCAAACUCAAGCAAUCCCGGUAUGAUGAUAUCUGGAGUGAGGACGUGCACGCUGCAUUUAUGGAAGCCAUUGCCAUCUACCCGCCAAUGGGAAAGCGGCGGCUCAGAUAUGUACGUAUAUUAAAAGAAGAUCAAGAUGAAACCGCGGAGUCGUCUCGCCUCGUCAAGUCGUUCGGUCGGUGUCAACUCAUUCAGUCGUACAUUCUAGAGAAGACCGGCAAGAAUCGUACUCGGAAGCAAGUAUCAAGUCAUCUUCAAAGACUGAAAAAGAAGUAUAAGAACGAUGCAACCAAACGUGCAUUGUUUUUGGAGAUCUCGCAGCUAACUCAAAAGCGUUCUGCCCGCGAAGAACCAGCGCCAUCUUCCGAAGGAAUCCAGACAGAUACAUCACCGUCUCUGUCUUCGUCCUCCAAUCAGGCUUCACUCUUUGGUGGUAUCGUCCGGGAUGGGUUCGAAGAACAAAAGCCGGGUGCCACGUCUGCCAGUUCUGCCAACGGAUCCGAUUACACAUACUAUCAUGCCGACAACAGGCGCCAUUCGUCGUUCGGUGAACAAGAGAAGGUAUCCAACUCCUCGAUGGUUUCUCAGGUCAGACCGUUUUUGCCAAUGGAGAUUUCAACAGAAGAAGAUUCAGUCAGCGCUGGUUCUGAAUUCUCCUUGUCUUUGAGACGACUCGGUAACAAGCUGGCCCCACUCACUCUGCAAUCGGAAACGCCCGACGCUGUUUACUCUUCCGAAGUCCAUUGCUCUCCUGCAUGUCAGGUUACGCGCUACGUUGUCACUCACGAUGUAGACCAACUCCUUCACACUCCUUUGCAGCCUCCGCAGAUCACGCAUUUCGAAAAACGACGGGUCGUUCCAGAGAACGUUGACGGACGCUGGAACUGGCCGGUCAAUGCCCAUACAUCUGGCUCACCUCUGGACUCAGACUCGUAUGCACCCCAUGCGCACACUGCAAAACCCUUGCCGUCACUCUCAGACAAUCGUAACAGGCCUUCUUUCGAUAUGAACUUCAUGGGCGACUUUCACCCGGAGUGCGAGGACCAGCACCACGCUCAAAGACUGUCCUACUCUCAUGCCUACAAUACUUCCUCCUACUCGUAUGCUCAGGACUUGUUUUCACAAGGAUUUCUGCACGCUCAACCGAUAUACCCUCGAUUUCUUCAUGACCCGUGCGCACAUGCGGAGGAAACACUUGCGACACCUCUCAUCAAACCGAUUCCACUAUAUCCCGCUGCGUAUGCGCAUUCAGAAGAUCACACACUCGUCCCUGCUUUGUAACGCACCAGCAGUUUUUACUUGUUUUCUGUCACUAUUUUUACGGUCGCCCAGGCACAUCAUGGCAUGCACUACAUCACGUUAUUUAUUGAUUACAAGGACUCCCCUUCGGUUGGCUCUCGGCUGUAUACUGUGUUUACGGUAAUGACUCGGAUCGAAUUACAAUUGUGU
This is a messenger RNA of Suillus subalutaceus, 1635 nucleotides long. Its product is annotated as TEA/ATTS domain family-domain-containing protein. Gene Ontology annotation, molecular function: RNA polymerase II cis-regulatory region sequence-specific DNA binding; DNA-binding transcription factor activity, RNA polymerase II-specific. Gene Ontology annotation, biological process: regulation of transcription by RNA polymerase II. The transcript has 4 exons. Gene Ontology annotation, cellular component: transcription regulator complex. NCBI's taxonomy places the organism in Eukaryota, Fungi, Basidiomycota, Agaricomycetes, Boletales, Suillaceae. The record is from RefSeq and is a predicted model, not a curated record. Bases 82 to 1467 code for a protein of 461 amino acids.